Molecule: messenger RNA, 1128 nt
Organism: Ziziphus jujuba (common jujube)
Lineage: Eukaryota; Viridiplantae; Streptophyta; Magnoliopsida; Rosales; Rhamnaceae
Product: probable aquaporin NIP-type
Exons: 5
Coding region: 92-952 (286 amino acids)
Biological process (GO): transmembrane transport
Cellular component (GO): membrane
Molecular function (GO): channel activity
Source: RefSeq, a predicted model, not a curated record
CCUGUUAUCUCUAAAAAAACCUACUAGACCACUUCAACUUAUAAACAGACCGAUUAAAACUCAAUAAUCCCAAAAAUUUUCAGAUCUAACAAUGGCAUCAAAAUCUGAGAACAUGAGAGAUGAAGAUAUUCGCAAGAUUGAAGAAGGUGGAUUCAAUUCCACCAAUAUCCCCAAAACCAAUUACAAUAUUGGAUUUUGUUCAUCAGCUGCAGUAGUAACUAUCACUCAAAAGGUGAUAGCAGAGUUAAUUGGAACAUUCUUUGUGAUAUUUGCUGGGUGUGGUUCGGUGGCUGUGAACAAAAUCUAUGGCUCUGUAACGUUUCCUGGAGUAUGUGUGACUUGGGGUCUAAUAGUCAUGGUUAUGAUUUAUACUGUUGGUCAUGUUUCUGGUGCACAUUUUAAUCCUGCAGUCACUAUCACUUUCGCUAUCUUUAGGCGAUUUCCUGUUUGGGAGGUGCCUUUGUACAUAGCAGCUCAACUGCUGGGGUCAAUUCUUGCUAGUGGGACACUGGCUUUGGUGUUAGAUGUUUCACCUAAGGCUUAUUUUGGAACUGUUCCAGUUGGAUCAAAUGCACAGUCCUUGGCUCUUGAAAUAAUUAUUUCCUUCCUUUUGAUGUUCGUGAUCUCAGGAGUUGCCACAGAUAAUAGAGCGAUAGGUGACCUAGCAGGGCUUGCAGUUGGAAUGACCAUACUAUUAAAUGUCUUUGUUGCCGGGCCAAUAUCAGGGGCAUCAAUGAAUCCAGCAAGAAGUAUAGGGCCAGCAAUAGUGAAGCAUGUAUACAAAGGAUUGUGGGUGUAUAUAGUAGGACCAAUUAGUGGAACCAUUCUUGGAGGAUUUGCCUACAACUUGAUCAGAUUCACUGACAGACCUCUUCGCCAAUUGACUCUCUCUGCCUCCUUCUGCAACUUCAAGACCACUUCUGCUACCACCACUACUACUGGACCAAAUUAAUUCAUUUACUUGAUUUCUUAGCUAGAGGACCAAUCUACCAUUCUCAAGAGUUUAUAUAAAAUAAAGAUUUUUUUUUUUUUAUUUGCUUUCUUCAAAUUUUGUAAUUGUUGCUUUGUUUAUAUAAUUCGUUUUCCUUUUAUAUAUGUAUAUGUAUUUAUUGAAUAUUAGAGUUUUAG